AUGUUAGCCACUCAGUUCAAAAAGCACUUCAUCGCUGGGAGUAGGCAAACAAAGACUAGAGUUCAUUUGAUGACGGUGAAGCAAGGAGAAAAUGAAAGUCUUAAGGACUACAUCAAGAGGUUCAACACCGAGUCUCAGCUUUUUCCCGACCUCCAAGACAACGUUGCCUUCACAACCCUUCUCUUUGGCCUCAAGUCUAACAAGCUGAAGUUUAAACUUGUCCAUGACAAGGUGAGCACCUUCUCUGAAGCCAUGGAGAGAGCUGAAAGGAUCAUCAAAGCUAGUGAGGUGUGCAAGGCACCCGUAGCAAACAACAAGGGGAAGAGGAAGCAAGAAGAUAAUUAUCAUGAGAACAGGAAUAGAAGGCCGAGGAGGGCUGAGAGUGAUGAUGAAGGACUUAAGUACAAUGCUGAUAGGCGUGAGAUCUAUUUGGACAUAAAGCACAAGGCUAUUCUUCCUAAGCCUAACCCCAUGAACACGCCAAUAGAGCAGAGGAACAAGAAGCUUUGGUGUGAAUACCACAAGGAGUGUGGUUAUACCACCCGGAACUGCAGGGAGCUUAAGAGAGCCCUCAACAAGCUAUCUGAAGAAGGAAAGCUUAACAUAUAUCUCAAGUCCCCCCCCCGAAGGAUAAGCAAAGCAAGGCUGCCAAGGAAGUGCAAGAAUCCCAUAGCUCAGCGGACACUAACUUGA
Chenopodium quinoa (quinoa) is the source of this 693-nucleotide messenger RNA. RefSeq lists its product as uncharacterized. Bases 1 to 693 code for a protein of 230 amino acids. NCBI's taxonomy places the organism in Eukaryota, Viridiplantae, Streptophyta, Magnoliopsida, Caryophyllales, Amaranthaceae. The transcript has a single exon. The record is from RefSeq and is a predicted model, not a curated record.